Bactrocera latifrons is the source of this 482-nucleotide messenger RNA. Its product is annotated as trigger factor-like. NCBI's taxonomy places the organism in Eukaryota, Metazoa, Arthropoda, Insecta, Diptera, Tephritidae. Bases 93 to 413 code for a protein of 106 amino acids. The record is from RefSeq and is a predicted model, not a curated record. The transcript is spliced from 2 exons.
GGCGAAAUAGUUUCGUUGCAACGACACUGAAGUAAACUUUAAUUUUAUGUAAAUCGACAAAAAAUUAAUUACAUUAAAAAAAUAACAUUACUAUGCCCGUACCCACAUGUUCAGGGGGCUCGUGCACAGUUUCGAGACCAAAAAAAUCCACAACAACUAAGUCUAAACCAAAAUCGACAACCACAAGCGCCAAGAAGACUACCACUAAAAAGACUACGGCCAAGAAAUCGACAACCAAACCUAAGACCACCACAACAAAGGCCAAAUCAGCAGCUAGUAAGACGAAGAAAUCGACAACAACGACAAGGAAGUCAACAACUGGAGCAAAGUCGAAAACAGCAGCGCGGAAAAAGACAACGACACGCCGACGGGACGACAGUUAUUAUAGCUGUAGUUCCGGUGAUUGUUACUAAUAUUGACGAGCGAAACAUCGAGCUGCUGCGAAAAAUACUUUUAAUGAUACUGGUUUAGAUGGAAGAUGG